AUGUCAACGAUACCUCCACCUGCUGCGACGCGGAUCUUGCGCGGUGAGGAUGGACCACUGGUUUGGAUUGACUGCGAAAUGACCGGUCUUGAUCCCAACAAAGACCGCCUACUGGAGGUCGCCUGUAUCAUCACAGAUGGUCAGUUGAAACCUGUGGAUGAAGGCGUGUCUUACGUGAUUCAGACCGAUCCUGCCGUGUUAGCAGAUAUGGACGAGUGGUACGUGUGGGUUCACUUACAACAGAUCACCACACAUACGGAAACAGGCCUCAUGUCCGAAUGUACUGAUACUGCACGCGCGCAUUCCCACAGCGACGUACGCACGGCGGUGCUUGCAUAUGUGUUAGACCGGAUCCCCGACGCUAAAACAGCGUGCUUAGCGGGAAGCACAGUGCAUGCAGACAAGGCGUUUUUGCAAAACGAGAUGCCCGAGUUGAUUGAGCACUUACAUUACCGGAUUGUGGACGUUUCAACCAUCAAGGAGCUGGUCCGCCGUUGGUAUAGCAGUACAGCUGUGCCACCAAAACGGGCAGGCAUAGCACAUCGGUGCGUCACUUAA
Malassezia sympodialis ATCC 42132 is the source of this 558-nucleotide messenger RNA. RefSeq lists its product as uncharacterized. The record is from RefSeq and is a predicted model, not a curated record. Gene Ontology annotation, cellular component: mitochondrion. NCBI's taxonomy places the organism in Eukaryota, Fungi, Basidiomycota, Malasseziomycetes, Malasseziales, Malasseziaceae. Bases 1 to 558 code for a protein of 185 amino acids. Gene Ontology annotation, molecular function: nucleic acid binding; 3'-5'-RNA exonuclease activity. The transcript has 3 exons.